Brachypodium distachyon (stiff brome) is the source of this 2239-nucleotide messenger RNA. RefSeq names its product cytokinin dehydrogenase 8-like. The record is from RefSeq and is a predicted model, not a curated record. Lineage: Eukaryota; Viridiplantae; Streptophyta; Magnoliopsida; Poales; Poaceae. Gene Ontology annotation, biological process: cytokinin metabolic process. Gene Ontology annotation, molecular function: cytokinin dehydrogenase activity; FAD binding.
UUUCGUACGUCUCACACGUACACCAUGCCAAUCUACCAAGCACCUAACUACAUGCAUACGAAAAUAAAAACAUGCGGAUACAAAUCAAUCAAGGCUAACAAUCCCCGUGCUUGUAUAUAUCUACACACACCUCAAUCUCCUCUCAUCUCACCCGAGACUUUACCUGGCUGGCUGGCUGCUUCUCCCGUCCCUAUCCAGUUCCAUCAAUCCACAGUUCUCGUGGGAACCCAAGGAUCGAUCCGGACAGAGACGUCCCGGCCGGUGCCGAGACAGCAAUCAACAAACAGAGCAGCACGACGCGACGUACGCGUUCAGCAGCGUCCCUUCGACCGGCCUCAUCCAACAAAUUAAGCUAGCGCGCGCUCGAUCGAUAUCGGGCGAGGUGACCGGGAGCUUUUGGGCUGUCCAUGCACGCCUUCGCCGUCCUGGCCACGCUCCUCUGCUCCGCGGUGACCUUCAUCCAGAGCCCCGCCGACGUCUUCGGCCCGGUGCGCCUCCACGAGCCGACCCCGUCCUCGGCGCGCGACUUCGGCGCCGUCGUCUCGCACGCGCCCUCCGCGAUCCUCCGCCCCGAGUCCCCCGCCGACAUCGCGCUCCUCCUCGCCACGCUAUCAUCGUCGUCGUCGUCGUCAGCCACGGGCCCGAGGGCGAGCGUGGCGGCGCGCGGCACGGGGCACUCGCUCCAGGGCCAGGCGCAGGCGCGCGGCGGCAUUGUGGUGGAGACGCGCUCGCUGCCGCGCGCCGUGAGCGUGCGUGGGGCGGACGGAGCAAGCGCGUACUACGCGGACGUGGGCGCCGGCGCGAUGUGGGCGGAGGUACUGGAGGAGUGCCUCAAGACCGGGCUGGCGCCGCUGUCCUGGACGGACUACCUGUACCUCACCGUGGGCGGGACGGUGUCCAAUGCCGGCAUCAGCGGCCAGGCGUUCAAGCACGGGCCGCAGAUCAGCAACGUCCUGCAACCGGAAGUCGUCACAGAGAAUGGGGAGGUCGUGACAUGCUCGCCCACAAGGAGCUCGGACCUUUUCUUCGCGGUUCUCGGUGGGCUAGGCCAGUUUGGUAUUAUCACCAGGGCAAGGAUUCUACUCCAACAUGCUCCUCCAAAGGUGAGAUGGGUGAGGGCCUUCUACGACAGCUUCGAUACGUUCGCCAGUGACCAAGAGCUUCUGGUGUCCAUGCCAGAGCAGGUGGACUACGUGGAGGGGUUCAUGGUUCUGAACGAGCACUCCAUCCCCAGCUCAUCCAUUGCCUUCCCUGCUCACAUCAAUUUCAGCCCAGACUUCGGCUCCAAGGGCAAUAAGAAGGUCUACUACUGCAUAGAGUUUAAGGUGCAUGACUUCCAGCAAGACGGCUCCAAUAGUGUAGACCAUGUUGUGGAGCUGGUCUCAGGAGAGCUGAGCUACAUGAGGGCCCACAUGUACAGUGUGGAGGUGUCCUACUUUGAUUUCCUGAACAGGGUGAGGAUGGAGGAAGAGAGCCUGAGGAGCCGGGGGCUUUGGGACGUGCCUCACCCCUGGCUCAACAUGUUCGUGCCAAAGCACGGCAUCACGCAGUUCAAGGACAUGCUCAUGGACACCGUCACGGCAGGAGACUUCGACGGGGCAAUCCUUGUCUACCCGCUCCUCACUGACAAGUGGGAUGGAAACACAUCGGCCGUCGUCCUGUCGACGCCGGACGGGGUGAUGUACGUCUUCAGCGUGCUCCGGUCCGCCGACCCGUCGCGGUGCGGCGGCCGGUGCGUCGAGGAGAUCCUGGAGCAGCAUCGGCGGGUGUCCGACGAGGCGGGCCGCGCAGGCGCCAAGCAGUACCUCGCCAGGCAGCCGUCGCAGGAGCAUUGGCGUGACCACUUCGGGUCCAGCUGGGACCGGUUCGCGGCCCGCAAGGCCCAAUUCGAUCCGAUGCACGUCCUUGGGCCGGGCCAAGGCAUUUUCCCGAGGACCGAUUCCGCGAGCUCGACGUGACAACGCCGCCACGAUCAGUGAGCUUUUGCUCGAUGUUUUUUCGGUCAAACUUUUGCUCGAUGCUCCUCGAGAAAAAAAAACAGUUUGUUGUGUGUUGGUCAACCACUCACAUAGGUAGCUGAGGAGUGAUGACAUCGGUUCGUAGACGCUUGUGACUCAAAACAAAAAUGUCAGGCCGAUUGGUAGAUGUAUUUAGGGAGAGUCAUUUGCUUCGUCUUUUUCAGAGUCCGCUUGUGUUUAGCUGGUUAGUAGUAGAAACGAAACGCCAGAAGGCAUGACAA